Molecule: messenger RNA, 592 nt
Organism: Diprion similis
Lineage: Eukaryota; Metazoa; Arthropoda; Insecta; Hymenoptera; Diprionidae
Product: OVARIAN TUMOR DOMAIN-containing deubiquitinating enzyme 10-like
Exons: 2
Coding region: 134-577 (147 amino acids)
Biological process (GO): protein deubiquitination
Molecular function (GO): cysteine-type deubiquitinase activity
Source: RefSeq, a predicted model, not a curated record
GGGUGAGAUGCAGAAAAAAAAACGAAAAGCAUCUAGCAAACAAAACUUCCUUUGACAGCUGUCAUCGGCUGUUUAUGACAGUCUUUGACAAAUAUUUUUAUAGUUAUCUGUUUCUGACACACAAAAUAUAAAAAUGCAAACGAGAAUUAUCAAGAUGAUUCCCGAUGGGAAUUGCCUUUUUUGCGCGCUGGCGUAUUGUGUACGCGGCACUCAAGAUCGACACGCAGAGGUGAGACUGAGUAUCGUUUCAAACAUAGUUGAUAAUUGGUCUACAUUUGCGGGUUUUAUCACAGGUAAUGAGUCAAACGGUGCCGUGAUUAGGUCACCUGGUGAUUACAAAUCACACAUGAAUAAAAAUGGAAUUUACGGGGGAGAAGCAGAAUUAGCUGCAGCUGCGGAAAUUUUUAAGAUAUGUUUAAUCGUGUAUCGUGGAGAACAAAUUCAUCCACACCAAAUCAGAUCCCAAAAUGAAAGACAAUUCUCGCGACUCUUCACCGGCGACGGAGACGGUGGACACUUUGAUGUCUUGCAGAACCAAAAUAAAAUUCAGAUAAUGAGUAAUAAGUAUCAAAAGUAACAAGCAAGUGAUAGU